Messenger RNA from Mesorhabditis belari, 468 nucleotides. Lineage: Eukaryota; Metazoa; Nematoda; Chromadorea; Rhabditida; Rhabditidae. The record is from the annotation of a GenBank genome assembly.
AUGGGCCAGAAAAAGAGAUGGAACAAAAACCGUGACGUCACCAACCUCGUUUGUUUGUAUUUUGAUCCCUCUGAUUUCACGACAACCACUGCUGCCCCAACAACCACUGCUGCCCCAACAACCACUGCUGCCCCAACAACCACUGCUGCCCCAACAACCACUGCUGCCCCAACAACCACUGCUGCCCCAACAACCACUGCUGCCCCAACAACCACUGCUGCUCUAACAACCACUGCUGCUCUAACAACCACUGCUGCCCCAACAACCACUGCUGCCCCAACAACCACUGCUGCCCCAACAACCACUGCUGCCCCAACAACCACUGCUGCCCCAACAACCACUGCUGCUCUAACAACCACUGCUGCCCCAACAACCACUGCUGCCCCAACAACCACUGCUGCCCCAACAACCACUGCUGCCCCAACAACCACUGCUGCCCCAACAACCACCAGUGUCGCCCCUGCGCGA